This is a messenger RNA of Dicrocoelium dendriticum, 1220 nucleotides long. The record is from the annotation of a GenBank genome assembly. NCBI's taxonomy places the organism in Eukaryota, Metazoa, Platyhelminthes, Trematoda, Plagiorchiida, Dicrocoeliidae.
AUGAUUUGUAAAGUAUUAUCACAAAUACAUUGCGAAGAUUGUGCCUCCAGCCCACUGAAAGAGUGCAAUGAUAAUACUUGCUUAAACGGCGGAAGCUGCACCGGUCCACAGGAUAAACCAUCAUGCUCCUGUCCUGAGGGGGUUACUGGCCCCAAAUGCGAGAGACGUAUCCGUUUUUACAGCGUUGGUUUUUUGAUGUUGAAGGGCACUAAGAAUUUUCUCUGGGAUAUCGCACUGGCUGAUAAGACCAGCACGAAAUUUCAGAAGUAUUCUAAAGUCGUCAUCACAACGCUUGAAAUGGCUGCCAAAUUGGGAAGCGAUCCAACUUUGGUUCAAUCGUUCGUUUCGUGUGAAAAUGUGACCUUCACCCCGGGAUCAGUCUGGGUGACAGUCACACUCAAGUUUGAUUUCAAUAAUACAAUGGCGGCCGUCUAUUCAACCGCUCUUGUAUUCCGACACUUGCAAAUGGGCGGAUUCAGACUGCUAGAAAUCCUUCGUUCUGGGACCAUAUGGAUCCCAACGGAUUUUGGUCGCUUCAACUCAACCACCUUCUACGUAACAGCUAUCGAUCCAUGCGAGUCAAACAAUCAUGACUGCUCAAAAAACGCUAUUUGCAAAACUAUGUUCAACGGAGUAUAUGCUUGUGAAUGCCACCCAUUCACAAUAGACGCCUCGUCUGACAGAAGAUAUCCAGGACGUCGUUGCGUAUACGACGGAUUAAUCAUCUUUACAUUCGUCACCAUCGGAAUCAUAUUGAGCUCCAUGGUCUUCAUUCUCUGUGGAUGCAGGCGCACCAUAUGGUACCGUCGUCGAAACAACACCCAGUUUGAGAAUGUAACUUUGGUCAAGAUGCCUUCAAAUUACGACAUAUGACACACCGAAGCCAACAAAUUACUGCACAACCAUCGAUGUGAUAUUCCUGAACAUGUUUUAUUGCUUCUUGAUAAAAUCCAUUUUGCAGCCUUUUGUGAGCACAUUUUUCUCCUUUUUCUGAGAUGCGCUUUUGCAAAUUUGUUUGAUAAAUCCCUCUUUCCAAAACAGCUGAUAGUUCAAGUGGAGAAAGAGGAAACCGUUGUCUUUCAGCCUUCGAACUGUACAGUGAAUGCCAUAAAUUGUGCCUUGGUGAUUAAUGUUGAAAUAACCUUCACAAUGGGCGUACGUGCGCAUGUGUGCGUACUUGUGAAAUGGAAACCUACAAACUUUAUCUUUCACUCUUCAAA